UUCAUGACAGCAACAGCUUAGAGGCAAUGUCCACUUGCCAGCACAACUGGCCGGAGUUAUUUCCCCUCAUUAUGGACAUUUCUUCCUGAUACACUGCUGUUUUAACAACAAUAAUGGCUGUUUCGCUGGCUUACAAAAUCCUGUGGGGUACAUGCAUGGUUUUUGUGAUUUUACCUCAUUUAAAUCUGGGAUUGUUGUCUGACUACAAGAUCUGUGGAGAUUCUGAGUGUGAAAGCCUGAUGAGCAGAGUGCAGGCCAUCAAAGACCACCAUGCAAAAGACUGCCGUUUCCUGAGCUUUAGACGAGGAGACACCAUCUUCGUUUACCACAAAUUGACCGGAAAGAGGGAAGACCUCUGGGCUGGAAGUAUUGACAAACAGUUUGGUUAUUUCCCAAAGGAUGCUGUGAAAGAGGAGCAGGUUCAUGCAACUAUGGAGAAAGUAGUGGAAACGCAGAAAUCAGAUUUUUUCUGUAUGGAUGAGUCUGGUUUUCCCAUUGACACCAGUCAUCUGGACAGUGAUGAUGAUGAUGAUGAUGAUGAUGAUGAUGAUGAUGAUGAUGAUGAUGAUGACAAUGAGAAAAUCAAAAACCAGGAGUCAGAAAUCACCCAAACCACAGAUGACACAUACGCUGAAAGUCCUUCAACACCUCCAGAUGUCUCUACAGAACCUCCAGCCUCAACCCAGGACGCUGCUGGCACACCGACAGAAGAGGACGAAAGCAAAAAUGGCGGUGAUGCUGCUGCCGGGACUCACGAGGAAGCACAGGAGACUCCGAAUGAACAAGCUGAGGCCAGCUGUGUCGGUGAUUCCUGUUCAGCUCACAGUGGAGAUAAGAAAAUGGCCACUGAGGCAGAGUCAAGUAAGAUGGGAGAUUCCUCUGGAGGCCUGGAUAAGUACGUCCAGAGAGAUGAACGGAUGGAUGAAUUGAAAGGUGGACAACCGAAUAGUGGAGGCACAGAAAAAGAGAGGGUAACUGAGGAGGAGAAAACAGGAGAGAAGGAAACAAGAGGCAUAGAGAGAGCUCAUGUUCAGCCAGGGCCACCACAGCCACUGGAAGCUCCAGGGGUAAUGAAGCAGAUUCUGGACUUUGUUCAUCAGACUGCUGAAGACUCAACCACUCAUGUCCAUGCAACAACGGAACUUCUCAUAUGGCUGACUUUACAGGUUGUAUCAUCACUGCCUGACGACAUCAGACCCGGGCCGGACCUGUACGGGGUGCCAUGGGAACCAGUCCUCUUCUCCAGUCUGGUGGGGCUGGUGACAGUGCUUUUGUUCACUUGUAGAUGUUACAGCUCUGUCAAAAGCAGAAUGUAUCGAAGUAGAGAGCGGUGGAUGGCAGAGCAGGUUGCACAGCUGCUGGAUGAAAAGUGUAAAGUCCUUGAGACUCUCAGCAAAUGUCAACAAGAGCAUGAUGACCUGGAGAGUUCACUGAGGGACAGUGGUGUCUUGGCCCAAACCCAAAAGACAGAACAUCUGGAGAGCAAAGCCAGACAGCUGGGACAAGCUAAAAAGGAGCUGGAGAGGGAUCUUGAACAACUGAAAGAUCAACUGGAACAGCAGAGAGAACAUAGGAUAGAGCAAGAAAGAAGGAUAGCAGUGCUUGAAGAGGGCAUGAAAACUUUUGAAGAAGAAUCUAAAGACCUCCAGUCACAGGACGAGCAGGCACAAACCACUCUGAAAGUGUACAGCAUGAACAGUGACAGACUACAGAGGAAUCUGGAAACGGCUGGAGAGGAGAACACUCUGCUAAAAGAGAGCAAUGCUCAGUUGAGGCAGCAGGUGGAGGGAUGGGCGGAAAGAGUUAGUGAAUUGGAGGCAGAGAUCAGCAGGUGUGAGGUCGCCCACAGCGAGAUGCUGCAGGAUGUGGCCAACAAGGAUGAGCGUAUAAUGUCCUUGACAGAUCGGCUGCUAAGGAUGAAAGCUUGGGAUUCAGACCUGGAGGAAGAGGAAGGUGAGGGAGGAGAGAAGGAGUCGUCCAAUGGGACAGCCGGGAGAGGAGAGAAUGGAAGAGGAGACGGAGUGCAAACGCAACACCAUCUCCAGAAAGUCCAGAAACUUAUCUAUGCUGCUAAGCUGAAUGCAGACCUCAAAUCAGUCGAUGAAGACAAGGACAGAGCAUUUGCCAAACUGAAUGAUGAAGUCAAAGCUAAAGAAGACUUGCAUUUGAGCAUUAAGGAGCUGGAGAAGGAGAAAUUAUCUCUGCAGUCAGACUCUGAGCACUACUCAGAUCAGGUCCAAAGACUACAACAGAAACUCCACAUUAUGACAGAAAUGUACCAGGAGAAUGAGCUCAAGCUGCACAGGCUGCUCACAGUGGAGGAGAAAGAGCGCCUGCAGAAAGAAGAGAAGUUAAAUAAAGCGGACAAAAACAUUGCGUUGGCCAUGGAAGAACUCAACAACUAUAGACAACGAGCAGAGGAGAUGGAGGAAGAGCUGGACAAGACCAAACAGUCUUACCAGACUCAAAUAUCAGCACACGAGAAGAAGGCUCACAAUAACUGGCUGGCAGCCCGAGCAGCAGAGAGAGAGCUAGCAGACAUCAGGAGAGAGAACGCCCUCUUCAGACAGAAGCUGACAGACACGCAGUUUAAACUAGACGCCCUCGACAAAGAUCCCUACGCCUUGGACAGCCUGGCUAGACCACUGCCUUUCAGAGCUGAAAGGUCACCAUACGGCCCGUCUCCUCUGGGUCGACCUGCAUCUGAAACCAGAGCUUUUCUGUCUCCUCCCACAUUAAUGGAUGGACCGCCUGCUAGACUGUCUCCCAGAGUGCCUCGUGGUCCAAUGGAGCACCCAGGUGGCCAAGGGGAGAUGGAGCGGAGUGGAGGUCCUCAUUCAGACAGUGGUUCAAUCUCUCCUACAUGGGAGAGAGAUCGCAGGGGACCCCCACCAGGACCCCCCGGGCCCUUAGGACCUCCAGGAUAUAUGUUCCCAGAACCAGGAGGUCCAAUGUACAGGAGACCUCCACCUCCUCCUGGACCUCUGGGCCAUUUGCCUCCACCUGGCUCCAUCCCACCGGGCCCUCUCCAUCCCAGAGGUCUCCCCCCUGGGCCCCCUCACCCUUUAGACAUGGCAGAUGGCACAUACAGAGAAAACAGCCUUGGGCCCGGUGAACAGGAACACAGAGAGUCUGGUCCUGGUGAUAGAAGGACUCCCCCUGAAGCUGAUCUAAGGAUGGUGGGUGCACCCCCUCCUGGACCCCCAAUGGGCCCCAUGGACGGCCCCUUUCCUCGUAGAGCCCCUUAUGGACCACCACCUCCUGAUUUCUACCCUCCCAGGGGACCUGGGGGCCCUCCCAUGAUGCCUAUGUGGGCCCCUCCACCCCCAGGGAUGAUGUUCCCUCCUCGUUUCCCUCCUGGCGGACCUCCUCAUCCUCACCACGCUCCUCCCAUGCGGCCCCCUCUGCCCGACGGCCUCCCACCUCGUUCCAUGGGUCCUCUCCCUCCUCAGCAGUCCCUCCCCUCCCCACCACACAGCCAGUCGCCAGAGGAGCACACACCCUCUCCCGAAGAUGUAAUUUGAGCCCGGCCAGGGUUUUUUUGAGCCGUGAGAUGUUUCUGGUUCAAGUUUAACGCGGUGGUAGAUGGAUGGUUGGGCAGGCUGCUGUUUUGCAUCCUUAUAUUUUCUUUUACAUCUACUUAUUAACCAGGAGGAUGUAUUUAGUGGAAAGUGGGGAAACCAUCUGCCUUCCUUAGCCCACUUUGUUGCUAUCCGUCUGCCUCUGCUUGGUCUUUCUUCUCUAUUCACAUCCUCUCUUCUCUCUUUGUCACCUGCCCAUCGUCAUCCAGCUAUAUUCCCUGUGAAAGUAGGCCCUGUUGUUGUGGAGUCCCAGUGACAGCGGUUAGGCUCUGUUGUGUACUUUUACAGACAGGAACACAGCAGCUUAAUCUGCACGUCUGUGCGUGGGAAGGUUGCCACAUGAACCAGAAAUAAUAGCUUGUUUGCUUGAUAAUGCCAGAAAGGAUUUUAAUGGCACUUAUGCUGAAAUGUGUGCAUGUAGAAAUGCUGUAUGUGUGGUAUGUGGCAGAGAAUGAGAGUGUUUUACGUAAGUUAUCAGUCGACAUUUCGUCCCAAUGGCACAGAAAGAGAAACUGAAAUGAUCACAGGCUAUCAGGGAAGAAAUGCAUCUUUUUAGGACUAAUACAAUAUAUUUUGUUAUACCAACACACUUGGCAUUGUCACCAUCAUUUUGAAAAAAUUACCAUUUAGCAUCUCUGUUGUUGUUGUUGACCUGGAUUUGAUUACACUUGAAUCAGAUCACAUCAGGUCUUGUCUUGUCUGUGAGUGAACAGAGUUGAUUUUAAUAUUCAUCAGAGGUCAAAUGAGACAGUUUCUUAAAAUCUAAUAAAAGUGUAUAACUUUAUUUCACUGGCAUCCCUGUGGGAUUUGUAGGACUUUGCCUUGAUCAACAACGCUAUUAUUUCACAGUGCAACGCUUUUGAUCGUGUUACAAUGCAUAUGGCCUAGACUUGAAAAAAGUGGCUUAUAUUAGCCGCUUGUGUUAUGCCGAGGUGAGCUGUGACUCAUCAGCCACAGAGCGGUGAAUAAAAAGUGGACUGACUGGAAGAGAGGCUGCAUUCAAAGCCGUAAAGCUGACACCCAUGUGAAUUAUGUAAAAAGUGAUUAUUAAUAGAUAAAUAAAGACUGUCAAAUUGU
This is a messenger RNA of Dicentrarchus labrax (European seabass), 4658 nucleotides long. RefSeq names its product CTAGE family, member 5 (gene mia2). Gene Ontology annotation, molecular function: protein binding. Lineage: Eukaryota; Metazoa; Chordata; Actinopteri; Moronidae. Gene Ontology annotation, cellular component: endoplasmic reticulum exit site; endoplasmic reticulum membrane. The record is from RefSeq and is a predicted model, not a curated record. Gene Ontology annotation, biological process: protein secretion; endoplasmic reticulum to Golgi vesicle-mediated transport; vesicle cargo loading.